Messenger RNA from Cephus cinctus (wheat stem sawfly), 1053 nucleotides. RefSeq names its product retinal homeobox protein Rx3. Gene Ontology annotation, molecular function: RNA polymerase II transcription regulatory region sequence-specific DNA binding; DNA-binding transcription factor activity, RNA polymerase II-specific. Bases 64 to 849 code for a protein of 261 amino acids. Gene Ontology annotation, biological process: regulation of transcription by RNA polymerase II. Lineage: Eukaryota; Metazoa; Arthropoda; Insecta; Hymenoptera; Cephidae. The record is from RefSeq and is a predicted model, not a curated record. The transcript is spliced from 4 exons.
UUCAAAUCCUUCGUGCAGUAAGGAUACACGAUCUUCGACGUCGUUUUUCAACAUCCGGAAGACAUGGCUGGACCCUAUCUUUCACCACUGGGACCGCAGGCUGAUCUUCUUACUGAGUACAUGUUCGGGCGCCGUCGUCAGAGACGCAAUCGGACAACCUUCACUCCUCAACAGUUACAGGAAUUGGAAUCUCUAUUUCAAAAGACUCACUAUCCCGACGUCUUCUUGCGCGAGGAAGUCGCCCUCAGGAUUUCCCUUUCAGAAGCUCGUGUACAGGUAUGGUUUCAAAAUAGAAGAGCAAAAUGGAGAAAACAGGCGCGACUUCAACUGCUUCAGGAUGCAUGGAGGAUGCGUUGCCUUGGUCUAGGAAGUGCUGCACCUCUUUUACUGCGUCCACCUCCAGGACCAGGAGUUGAGCGUCCUGACUCCUCGCCACCUCCUCCACCUUCACCGUCUUCGGCGUUGCCAAAUCCUCAGAUACCCUCGGGCGCUGAAAAAAUUCAAGAGAACAGUUCCAUGUCUCUCUGCAGGGAUUAUCGUAUUUUACCACCGCACGGAUACUCAGUUUCCUGCGACAAAUCACCCGAAAGAAUCAAGUGCGGAUGUGGAUCUCCACCACGGACUUCCGCCAGUCCCUCUGAGACGAUCUCUGCUGUCAGUAUGAGAGAGAGACCUCAGGAAGCUGAAAUGGACCUCACCGUGAAGGGACCUCAUCCUCAAAGACACCCUCAAAUAACUCCUUUAUUUCAUCAUCUUCCAAGUAACACCCAACAGGAUAUAAGUCCUGCCAGUCAAUCUAUGGACGAACCACUAGAUGUUACCCUGAACAGUAGCAAGAACAAUAAUUAAAAUUUUGUUUCAAAUUUACAUUUAUUUUGCACAACAAACAAUAUUAUUGUUCUAUACUGCCCGGAUGAUUUGACCAGUAUCAGUGUUUUUUAUUUUACAAAAAAAAAACAAUUUUAACAAAGUCAAAAGCUAAUCUGAGAUGUUUAGAUUAACGAUGAUCACUCUGUCAUGAUUAAAUUAUGCGAGCGUGAUGGUUUGACUGUA